AUGGAAGCUGGAAGGAUAAUACGCUUUCAGGGUCAAAGUCAUCAAGGGUUUUGUGAUGUUGGAGGAGUGGUGGCGGAAGAUAGUAGAUAUUCGGAGAGGGAUAGGAGCAGGAUGGAGGCAAGGCCGCAUAAAGUUUUAUGUGGUCUUGAGUGGUUGUGUGGAGUUGAUGAAUUUGUUGAUUGUUUUAAAGAGGAAAACAAAACUAGAUUAGAUAAAUUAUUAAGACCAAAUAGUGAACUGUCAUGUGCAUUACAAAAACACUUUCUCCUAAAAUAUGAAGAACUUGGGCUUUUGUGCUCAAGACCUCACAAGUGUUCCUCGAUCAUCCCCACCGUCGUACAUCCAAAUCCAUUCUCAUCUUCAAAUAAUUACCCUGUUACUUUCGCAGGUCAAAAACCACGAUUCUUUUCCUUGAUUUCUCAAUCUACUGAAGUGUUGCUGCUAAUUUCCUACUCCGUCGAUUUUCCUAGUUUGAUUUCUCUCACAUUACUACGACCCUGUUUCAAUCUCAAUCUGAAACCCACUUGGAGUUCGUUGAACAUUUUUUUGGUUUCCACUUUCCACCCAUGGAGCGAGAUUCAGAAAACAAAAAGCGCGCCAAUUCGUUCACAUAAACGCCCUCACUCCAAAAUCCGAUAUCGCCGUCGCACCGCCACCGUCAUGGGAAAGCAAAAACAACAAGCUAUUUCCCGUUUCUUCGCUCCCAAACCAAAGCCAUCUUCUUACCCAACGUCAACUUCGCCUCCAUCGUCACCGCCGCCGUCGCAAUCACCUCUACCGAAUUCAUCAACACCUCCCCCUAAAAUCUCCGCCACCGUCACAUAUUCUCCUCUUAAACGCCUUCGUACCUCCCAGCUCAUAUCCCCGAUCAAAAAACCCUCCAAAACCCCCCGAUUAUCCCCCAAUCCCGACCUUGCGGAAUCUUCUCGAACUAAACAAUCUCCACCCAGUGAAAACCCUAAACCCUCUUUGUCGAAUCCCACUCUUCACGAAAAGUUUCUUAGUAAACUUCUAGAACCUUCUGAAGAAGAUACAGCUAAUGUUCUUACUGCAGAUGCUAAGGCUCCAUUAAACCCCAAAUACACCCCAUUGGAGCAGCAGGUAGUAGAGCUUAAAGCUAAGUACAAAGACGUUCUUUUAAUGAUUGAAGUUGGUUACAAGUUUCGUUUCUUCGGUGAAGACGCUGAGAAUGCCGCUAGGGUUUUGGGAAUCUACGCACACAUGGAUCACAAUUUCUUGACAGCUAGUAUACCCACUUACCGAUUAAACGUCCAUGUGAGGAGACUAGUAAGCGCAGGGUACAAAGUGGGCGUUGUUAAACAGACUGAAACCGCAACAAUCAAGGCUCACGGGUCAAAUAAAAUGGGUCCAUUUUGUCGUGGAUUAUCAGCAUUGUACACAAAGGCCACACUUGAAGCAUCUGAAGAUGUGGGUGGAGGAGGAGAAGAAGGGUGUGGAUCAUGUAAUAACUAUUUAGUUACUGUCGUUGAAAAUGUAAAUGUUGGUGACGACAAGGGGAAUAAUGAAACUGGAGUUGAUGUGAAAAUUGGGAUUGUUGCUGUUGAAAUUUCAACUGGAGAUGUUAUUUUUGGAGAAUUUGAUGAUAACUUGCUAAGAACUGGGCUUGAGGCUAAGAUAUUGAGCUUGUCUCCUGCUGAAUUGCUUCUUGUUGAUCCCCUAUCUAAGCUAACAGAGAAGUUUUUACUAGCAUACGCGGGACCCGCUUCAAAUGUCCGGGUGGAACGGGCCUCUAGAGACCGCUAUACAAAUGGUGGAGCACUUGCUGAAGUAUUGUCAUCUUUUGAUAAAAUAGGUGAUAGCCUUCUAAAUGAUACUCAAAAGGAAAAAACAAAAUGUCAUCAUGCAACUGAGGCGAUUAUGGGUAUGCCUGAUUUAACUGUUCAAGCAUUAGCAUUGACCAUUGACCAUCUGAAACAAUUUGGUUUUUGA
This is a messenger RNA of Lactuca saligna, 1950 nucleotides long. The record is from the annotation of a GenBank genome assembly. NCBI's taxonomy places the organism in Eukaryota, Viridiplantae, Streptophyta, Magnoliopsida, Asterales, Asteraceae.